Molecule: messenger RNA, 180 nt
Organism: Paraphaeosphaeria sporulosa
Lineage: Eukaryota; Fungi; Ascomycota; Dothideomycetes; Pleosporales; Didymosphaeriaceae
Exons: 3
Coding region: 1-180 (59 amino acids)
Biological process (GO): mitochondrial respiratory chain complex IV assembly
Cellular component (GO): mitochondrial intermembrane space
Source: RefSeq, a predicted model, not a curated record
AUGUCGAACGACGCAGCACGAACCGACGCCUUGUCCAAGAUGCAGGACGAUGAUGAGCCGGAUGACUGGGACAAGCGGAUAUUCAGCACGGGAUGCGCAGACGAAAACAUGAAAUUGACCGAUUGCUACUACGAGAAGAAAGAUUGGCGCUUGUGCAAGAAGGAGGUUAGUCCCGAUUGA